Molecule: messenger RNA, 1501 nt
Organism: Drosophila innubila
Lineage: Eukaryota; Metazoa; Arthropoda; Insecta; Diptera; Drosophilidae
Product: beta-1,4-glucuronyltransferase 1
Exons: 4
Coding region: 78-1466 (462 amino acids)
Molecular function (GO): glucuronosyltransferase activity
Source: RefSeq, a predicted model, not a curated record
AAUGUAUAACAAAAAUGUAUGUAUUUGUAUAUUUGAAUAACAAAUAUACAUUUGUAUGAUUUGUAAGAAUUUACAAUAUGGUUCGUUUGCCACCAUGUAGCUCAAUAAAGAUCCUGCUUGUAAUGCUGUCAGUGAACAUUUUCUGGCUGAUUAGAGUGUAUCCACCAUAUGCUUAUAAUAAUAACAAUAGUAAUGCAGGCACAACCCUAAAACUCGAAAAAACUAUACAAAAAAUAAAGUCUGAAGCCGUCUCAAAUUGUCCUAAUUAUUCAGAUAACGUGAAUAAGUCGCCGUCGCCAAAAUUAAGCAUUGACAGCGAUAUACCAAAGAAAAAUAAUAAGAAUAAUAAUUACAAUAAUGAUACAGUAUUGACAUUUGAAAAUAUUGACUUGAGUUAUGGACGUUGGGAUAACCAGCAUUUGUACAAAAUAAAGGAUUUUGCCGUAGUAGGAGAUCAAUAUGCAGAAUCCUCGAAAAGUAGUCUGAUCUGCCUUGCAACCCAGAGUUCUGUGGAACGAUUGUACUCUCUGCCCCAGGUUGCUGAAAACUGGCGUGGUCCUUUGUCAGUGGCGUUAUUCUCGGCAGGAAACGAGGAGUAUGUUGUUUUACGAUAUUUCGUCACAUAUAUGCGACUCUGCUUUCCAAAUAUUAAGGCAAAUGCCACAUUUCACAUAAUAAUUCCCCGAGAAUUUGACAAUUUGCCCAGAGUCUUGAUGGAAACACACAAUAUUAAGAAUAAAUACAAUUGUCAAUAUCCUGAAAGAACAUUAAAGGCUCUAUUAAAAUUAAGAUCAGUCAAAACUUUGGAAUGGCGUCAAAAAAAUACAUAUCCACAAAAUCAUAUGCGAAAUGUUGCACGUAAAGGAUGUCAAACGAAAUAUGUGUUCCUGACCGACGUGGAUAUAAUUCCCAGUAUUAACAGUGUUGUGCUACUCAACAAUUUCUUCAAAAAUGCCUUUUGCGAAGGAAAUUGUGCCUAUGUUAUUCCUACAUUUGAAAUUGAUGUUCGUGCAAACUUUCCACGUACAAAGGAGAAUCUCUUAGUGCUCAUUAAAAAGGGACUAGCAAGACCAUUUCACGAAAAGGUCUUCAUUUAUAAUCAAUAUGCUACAAACUUUACCAAAUGGCUUUUAUCGAAACGAAAUGAAACUGCCGUCAGUGUAAGCCAUACCGUAACGAACUUUGAGUUUUUGUAUGAGCCCUUUUACAUAGCCAUAGAUACUGUUCCUGUUCACGAUGAAAGGUUUACUGGCUAUGGAUUCACACGAAACUCUCAAGUGUAUGAAAUGUACGUGGCUGGAUAUAAGUUUCUUGUACUUUCGCCCGUUUUCACCUGCCACUGGGGACUUCAAAGAAAGCAAGCGAGACCCGCUUGGAGAGAACAGCAAAAUAACGCAAAUCGCAAAAAAUUUGAUGUCUUUAAAAGUGAAAUAUUUGCACGUUAUAAGAAUGAUCCACAUUUGUAAAUAAAGAAUUUUUUUAAUUCAAUUGUAUUAAUUAA